Molecule: messenger RNA, 1378 nt
Organism: Megalobrama amblycephala (Wuchang bream)
Lineage: Eukaryota; Metazoa; Chordata; Actinopteri; Cypriniformes; Xenocyprididae
Product: caspase activity and apoptosis inhibitor 1
Exons: 6
Coding region: 58-951 (297 amino acids)
Source: RefSeq, a predicted model, not a curated record
UGGACUAGGUUGUUGCUUGACGUCAUCGGUAUGCGACGGCACUGGUAAGAUGGGAAGAUGGGAAAGAAAAGAGAAAAAGAAAAGAAACGGGGACAUUCUGAUCGAGAACAUAAUGAAGGAGAGAUGAAGAGGAGGAAUACUGAAUCCAGCACUGUGGAGCCCAGAAAGGAGACGGAGGAGCCAGAGGUUCCUCAGGAGCCUAGUGAUCUGGAGGAGGGCGGACUGGACCUGAAUAAGGCAUUCAAACCCAUCAGUGCUUACAUCCAGGACCGCAAGGAGAUGCUGGAGCAGUGUUUUCAUGUGCUGGGAGAAAAUAAACUUAAAAAUAUGCUGCCGGAUGAACUUAAGGACUGUUCUUUUAAUGAGAUUAAGAACCUGUGCUGGGAUCAGCUGCAGCAGCUUUCUGAGAUUCAUCUGCUGGAGAUUUUGGAAGGUAAAGAGUUAUCAGUCACUGCAGCACUUGAAGAGAAGAACGUAACAGACAGUCAACAGGACAGUAAUGUGGACUCCACUUCCUCUCUGAGAGAAAAUCCUGAAACAGAAGAAAAACAAGGUGCGGGUUCUGGAGACGACAGUGAUGUUCUCAGCAUCAAUGCAGAAAUUGACGACAGUGACAUUGAGGGUCAUAAAGUCAUCAAAGCUGAAGAACCAGUGCUCAGAGAUGAAGCUCUGCCUCCCGCCACAGUCAUGCAGUCAGCUGAGCCGAAAGUGGAGCUUCAGCAGGACAUUGAUAGAAGUGUCAGUGAAAUUCUAGCUCUGACGUCCUCUGAACCCAGCAAAGAUUUGAGGACAGCAUCACUGGAAAAAGCAGCCACGCUAGAAAAUGUUCCCGCAGCUUCAACAGAGCAGCCGUCAGCUCAGCAGCUGGAAUUACUGGAGCUGGAAAUGAGGGCAAGAGCCAUUAAAGCACUCAUGAAAGCCAGUGAGAUCAAGAAACUCAACAACUGCUAAUUUGUGGAAAGUCUAUGGACAUUUUAACUCAAAACUCCGGAAUUGCUUUAAAAUUCUCUUUUUGUCCUUAAACACUUUUAGUUCCUAAAAUGUCAGCACAUGUUAGGUUUAGACCCAGACAUGAAAAUGUUUUGAUUUUGAUAUAAACCAGUUUUUGUUUAAAAGAAGAAAAACUACAGAUGUUCCAAAAUAAUAAGUAUAACAAUGAAGUACUGUAAUUCCCAUACCUAGCAUACUUGUUUUAAUAAAUGUUUAUAAUGCUGCAUUUGUUCGCACAACUUGCAAAUGAGCAAUGCUUUAAACAGUUCAGCAUAAAUAAGUAACAUUUGAAAUUCCAAAGUUAGUACAAAACCACAAACAAUAGAGUAUGUGCUCUUUAUAUAUUCCUUCCACAGAAAAUAAAAAUAAUUUUAUAGUUGAUAAACUA